Molecule: messenger RNA, 546 nt
Organism: Thamnophis sirtalis
Lineage: Eukaryota; Metazoa; Chordata; Lepidosauria; Squamata; Natricidae
Source: RefSeq, a predicted model, not a curated record
AUGAGAAGGCCAGAUGCCUCCUUUCCAGAUGCCAUCGCUGUCGUCUUCGACCCUCGCCGUCACUGGCUCUCCUGCGUGUACAAGGAUCACAGCGUCUACAUUUGGGACGUGAAGGACAUUGGCCACGCCCGGAAAGUGUGGUCUGAUCUCUUCCACAGCUCCUUUGUCUGGAACGUGGAGGUGUAUCCUGAGUUUGAAGCCCACCAAGGCUGUUUGCCCCCAGGGUCCUUCCUAACCUGUUCCUCGGACAGCACUAUACGGUUCUGGAACUUGGAAAACAACACGCAUGGACCUUUCAAGAAGAACGCCUACAGCGACAACCUGCUGAAGGUUGUCUACGUGGAAAAGGGCAUCCAGUAUUUGCAAGACUCAACGAAUUUGCUGGAGCGAAACGACAACGUCGGCUACCUUGACGUCAAAUCCGGCGUCCGGGUGAUGCAGAUCAGCCCGGAUGGUCAGCACCUGGCCUCUGGGGACAGAGCUGGGAAUCUGAGUGCAGAAGAUUUGAAAAAGAAGUUUGUAGCCUUGAAGGUAGCUUUCUACUGA